CGAGAGAGAACGAUCGAGAGAACCAAAGAAUCUUGGGCCAACUCAUACUGCAAGAUCCAAGCUUGGAGCAGCUCUUGGAGCCAUUGCCGAAGCUGCACAAUACAACAAGGAAUUCAACAUGAUGGUGUCGUCGUCAAGAUUGGCCGUUGCCGUGCUUUCCAUCGGACUUCUGUGUGUCUGCCAUGGUUUCGCUCCGUCCGCACUCCCAAGUCGGCUUCAUCAGCCAUCUAAAAGCAGCAGCAGCAUGUUGCAAAUGGGUCUGGACGUGGUGACCUAUCUUCGAACCGAAUGGGUCUCGGCUGCCUUGGUGACGAAUCAAACGCCUCGUUCGGCCGACGUCUGUCUUCAGUUGGGAACCCAAGAUGGUCGCGCCGUGCAGUUUGUGCCUCGUACGGUGCGAGAAAUCAUCACCUCCUCGGUCGAGACGGAUGGCGUCUUGCCCGUGUCGACGCGCCGACAACUCAAGCAACAAAAAGAACGACGAUCGGGAUCGGCCAAAAUUAAUUACAUUGAUCAGCGCGCCGAUGACUUGAAAGAAGUGGCCAAUGAAAGUGUCGAUGUCGUGAUUAGUCUGCAAUCCGCCGCGGUCAUGGCCGAAAAUGGGUUGGAUUGGAAAAACAGUGUGAAAGAAGCUGGACGUGUGCUAAAACAUGGUGGAAGAUUUAUUUUUGUAGAACAAACCAUGCUGGGAGGAGAAGACUAUAUUGAUUUUAUUGGAAAUUUGAGACCACCUCGUGACACAACAACAACAAAAAGUGCUGAUAGGGAAGAAGAGGAGGAUGACUUUAGCUAUGCUCCCCUCUUUGAGCUUGUGGGAUUUGAUGAUGUCGAUCUGGUAUUGGAACCUCAUGUGGCGGGAGUCUUUGCCAAGUCGGAGAUUGCUGGAAUGUCCGUCGACCAAAUGGAGAAAAAAGAAGCCAACAAGGAAAAGGAACGUCUGGAAGACUUGUCCCUGGCGGCCUAUGAACGUGGCAUCAAAAAGCGCAAGAGGAAAAAGAAACCAAAGAAAGGAGAAGCAGCAGCAAGCACCGAAUCAUCAGCAGAGUAAUAAAGCAGCAGCAAGGUUUUUAGAUCCCAGUUACUACCG
Messenger RNA from Seminavis robusta, 1087 nucleotides. The record is from the annotation of a GenBank genome assembly. NCBI's taxonomy places the organism in Eukaryota, Bacillariophyta, Bacillariophyceae, Naviculales, Naviculaceae.